UAUCCCUCUCUUCUUCUUCUUCUUCUUCUCCGCCAUCGCCAUGGCUGCAGUCGUCGGCAACAUAGCUUUGCUGCUCGAUGUGAGCUCGCCCAGGGCCGUAACUGCCGACCGGAAGUCCCGUCCCCUUCCGAUCGACGUCGUUUUAAACCUGCACAAGAAGGAGCCACACCUCCCUCAGCACUAUGCUUCCCUCGCGUCGAAGGGCCUGGAGUCCGACGGUGAGAACAGGAGCAACCGGUUCGUGGCACGCGGGAAAGCGAAUUCGAAGGUGAACGGAGGAGUCGACUUCGACAGCGACGAGGAGGGGGGCGGCAACGGCAAUGGAUUUGACGAGGAGGACGAGGGGUUCGACUGGGAGAAGGAGAUGAGGAGGAGAGUGAAGGAGAUCGAGGAGAUGAAGGAGCUCGAGAGGAAGGCCGAGGAGUUGCAGAGCCGAGCGGAGGACGGCGAGGGUGAGGGCGAAGGUAGGGAGGAGACCGAGGAGGAGAAGAGGAUGAGAGUCAGGAAAGAACUCGAAAAGGUGGCUCAAGAGCAGGCGGAGCAGAGAGCGACGGCGGAGCUGAUGUUCGAGUUAGGCCAGAAAGCUUAUGGCAGGGGAAUGUACGGACGGGCGAUCGAGUUCCUUGAAGGAGCCCUCACGAUCAUUCCGAGGCCUACUCUUUUCGGUGGUGAGAUACAAAUAUGGCUUGCUAUGGCGUACGAGGCGAAUAACCGCCACGCCGAUUGCAUAGAUCUUUACCAACAGCUUGAGAAGAAGCAUCCCAGUGUUAGUAUCCGACGUCAGGCUGCAGAGCUUCGAUAUAUAUUGCAAGCACCGAAGUUGAAGAUAUCAGAGGAAGAGAUGGUUUCGAUACCAUUGAUCGGAUCCAGCUAUGACAGUUACGCAGGAACUUGGAGUGACAAAUACAAGGACAAGGGCCAGAACCAGAGCUACGCGACAACAAACCAGCUCCCUUCAUCUCGAGACUUUCUCGGAGAUUUUCUGGUGUGGCGACCUCCUGUUGGGCUCGGCAAGAAUCGAGCCUUCUGGGUGGGUUUGACAUUGUGGCUAGGCUUGGUCGGGGCUGCCCUCCUCCUCCAGAGAUGAAGUCGGUGCCGUUUGUUCAUACAAGCUGCUGUAAGGUAUAUGGUACAACCCAUGCUUUGAUUCCAAGAUGCCAUUAUAUAUAUUCUAUUUAUUCAAUUAUUUGGACUUGUAGAAGUGGUGCCCUUGUAAUAUAUUCUCCAUUUGCUGUACAAUGAAGUAUGUGAAUGUAAUGUUGUUCAUAUUGACUUGGGUUUGCGAUCCAA
Molecule: messenger RNA, 1290 nt
Organism: Punica granatum (pomegranate)
Lineage: Eukaryota; Viridiplantae; Streptophyta; Magnoliopsida; Myrtales; Lythraceae
Source: RefSeq, a predicted model, not a curated record